AUGGAACGUCUGAAGUUAGUCUUGCAGUACUUCCAGUCCAACUCUGAGUCGAUCUCCAAUGGUAUCUGUAUCAUCCUGGCCUUGGUCGGCGUCAAGAUCUACACCAGCUUUGACUUCAACUGCCCAUGCCUUCCUCAGUACAACAAACUCUACUCUCUGGGAGUGAUGAUCAUCCCACCCAUCAUUCUGUUUUUUCUGGGGGUCCUGGUCAACAAACAUGCAGGCAUCAUGACUGACGAGUGGAUGCGACCCAUCGGGAACAGAUCUAAAAAUUCUGCUGUGGUGAAGUACCUGUUCUCAGCCAUAAUCCAGAGGGCCCUGCUGGCCCCAAUGGUGUGGAUCCUGGUCACUUUGCUUGAUGGAAAGAUCUUCAUCUGUGCCUUCAGUGUGAGUGUAGACCCUGCACUCUUCUCAGGUAUGCCCAACAAUACAGAACACGAUGUGAUUAAAAUCAUGGCAAAAGUCCCCUGUAAGGAGGAUGUUAUCUUCAGGAACAGCUCUUUCCGCAAAGCAGUGUCUCGUUAUGUUCGUUGCUAUUCACAAGCAGUUGGCUGGUCUAUCCUUCUCUUCCUGAUUGUACUGGGAUCACUGGGACGCUUCAUCAAGCCUUGUUUUGAUGACAACGCCAGCUUCCUGCAGACACGUUACUGGAGCAACUACCUUGACAUGGAGCAGAAGCUCUUUGACGAAACCUGUGUACUGCAUGCACGUGACUUUGCCCGGAAAUGUGUGGUACAGUUCUUUGAGGACAUCAGGGAGGACAUCAGGGAGGACACCAUAAUCCUUCUUCCCCAGCCACCCUUCAUCACAAGCUCCAAAGAGGAAUGGGAGAAUAGAGAAGAGGAGAGACUUCAUGGGAUCACAAAACAGGCGCAGGUGGACCAGCUUUUAAACAAGUGGUACUUCAGUAAACCUGAACUUGACGUGACAAGGAUUGCCCACAAACUUAGGACCUGUGUUGCCUGGGAGGACCAUGAAGGGAUUCUGAUAUCUAGGACACACAGUGCUGUGUAG
Messenger RNA from Limanda limanda (common dab), 1014 nucleotides. RefSeq names its product calcium homeostasis modulator 3 (gene calhm3). Bases 1 to 1014 code for a protein of 337 amino acids. NCBI's taxonomy places the organism in Eukaryota, Metazoa, Chordata, Actinopteri, Pleuronectiformes, Pleuronectidae. The record is from RefSeq and is a predicted model, not a curated record. The transcript has 4 exons. Gene Ontology annotation, molecular function: monoatomic cation channel activity.